Molecule: messenger RNA, 4005 nt
Organism: Caenorhabditis auriculariae
Lineage: Eukaryota; Metazoa; Nematoda; Chromadorea; Rhabditida; Rhabditidae
Source: the annotation of a GenBank genome assembly
AUGCCGAUUUCGGCCAAGUUUCCCGAUGAAGAAAGGACGAGACACGCUUCUGCAAACAAUUCCAACGUCUUCUUCGCUCAUUUCGGUCCGGCUCCCGUCGAAGUAACGCCAGAGAACUUUCAUCAGGUUCCUUAUCAAAAUCCGACUUUUUUUCAAUUUCGAGCUCCAGGUGGAACUCAACAAGACACUCUGGGUCAUUCCGAACUGCUAUGGAAAGCUUUUGCCGUUGGGAGAAGGUGCAUAUGGAGUGGUUUGGUGAGAAUUCGGUCCGGAAAUCGUUGAUAACUUCUGACGAUACAGCACUGCGGAGUACGCUCUCAACACUGAAAGAGUGGCCAUCAAAAAGUUCUUCCGGCCCUUCCAGAGCACGAUCCACGCCAAAAGAACAUACAGGCUCGUUGUGUUCUUGGAGAUGAUCCUACUUGCUGGCCUUGCAGGGAACUGAAGCUCUUGAGAACGCUGAGUCAUGACAACGUUCUGGAGAUGAUCGACGUCUUCACUCCCGACCAGUCUGCCCUCUCUCUCAACCAUGUGUACGCCCUCCCAAAUUAUAUUUUUUGAACUGGAGCUCGACUUCCAGGUAUUUCGUGUCUGUGCUCAUGGGAUCCGACCUCCAGAACAUUUUGAAAAUUCAACGGCUCACGGACGAGCAGAUUCAACUCCUCAUUUAUCAAGUUCUCCGGGGGCUCAAGGUUUGCGAUGUUUCAAUAUUUUAAAGCUGUUAUACUAUCUAGGAAAUAAUGGUUUUCACUCAAUUCUUUUAAAGCAUACAUUUAGUUAUGAAACUUUCUUAUCUUUUUCCAAAUGACUUCUGAGUUCCAUUCAAGCUGGGAUUUUUGGAAUUUUUUGACAUAUUUUGCAAAGAUUCCCAGAGCUCCUCAAAAUCUUCGUUUUAUCUCUUGAUUUAUCGUAGCCAAAUCUUCUUGGAUCCCACUCUAAAUAAUCACGGAGCGAAUUCGAUGAAAAGAGUGACGUCAUCGGGUCGCCUUCUCCCUCGAUAAUCCUCCUUUUUCUCUUCUCUUGCCGUCCGCAGUGAACUUCCUCAUUGCCUUUUUUGCGGUUUUUUGCUCUUUUCGAUGUUUUUUUCAUUCAUGUUCUCAACGGUUCACUGUUGACCGGCAAAAUUUAUCAGAGAUUUUGAUUCGUUUUCAACUAUUUCGAAAAAUGUUAGAAUAAGAAAAAAGUUUUCUAAGAGUUUCAUUUUUUUUUUGUAUCUUUUGAGUAUUGCGGUAAAAUUAAAUUCAUGGCAUUUUUAGUUUUUUUUUUCGAAUUAAUUUCUUCGCAAUUUCUCCAAGACGUUAUUCUUGGAGACCGCGAAUAAUUGCUUUGGCGUCGCAAAACAAAAAGAAGAUGGAGAAGUUUCCUUUUUUUCCGAGCAUAACAAAUUAAUAUUGUCCACAACAUUCGAACGAAACAUUUUAAUCAUUAUUUUUCAAUGUCUUCCAUUUUCUCUCAUUUUUUCUUUUGAAUUUCUCAGAUGUUUUUUUCCCCGAUCUAAAAAUCCUAGAUUCUAAUUUUUUUGUUUUAUAACCUUUAUUUUUUUCGAAAAAAAGUAGUGGGAUGAGGAAGCUCUUAUUUUUUUAUUGUAAUCACUGAACUUUUUUUAAUUUUUUUGGUUUCUUCUUUUUUUAAAAUUCUUUCAGUUGGAUCAAAAGCAAAUUAACAAAACGACAUAAAAAAAGUUAAUUUAUGAACUUUUUUUCUGAGUUAGCACAUUUUUUUCAAUUUCUUCGUUUAUUGAAGUUGAUUUAUCAUUUAAAUCUUAAUUUAUGAACUUCUUUUUUGUAAAUUAUCAUGAAGUUAAUUUGAAAUGUCCAUUUUUGGCCUGCCAACAUAUUUUUCGAGGCUUCUUUUUCCGGUUGUGGACUUGCCGCAGAAGGUGGCCACUCUUACGUAUGAUCUCUGGUCAUUGAAACUUCUUGUUUUCUUUCCGAACUCCCUUGUCGUCUGCAGCGAUUUCCGUCCUCUGCGCCUGAAAGUACGGCUUAGAUUUUCUCAUGUUAAGCUCCGUCCGUUUUAAAAAAAAAAUUUCUGUUGUAUAUCGAUUUUAUUAAAUAUAAUAGAACUGUAGACUCCUUCUGUUGGCUACUUAAAACUGUUUUUCGAAUCAAACGGGCAACAAGCAAAACGCGUGUUUUUAAAAAACCCUAGCAAUGAAGUUUUAACAGAACAUCUCUCUUGGAUACUUUCAGAAAUGUGAACCUUCUGAAAUUUUGAGGUUAGGAGUUUGAGAAAAUUAUAUCUUACUCAUCAUUGAAAAAUUUACUAUAUAUCGGAAAAUACGAAUUUCAUAAUUAUUUAAUAAAAUAAUAUUGUAUAGAAGGCGUUUAUGUUUGUGAUACAUCUCUACUCUUAACUUUUUUCUUAGUUUUUUAUUUGCUCAUGUAUUUUUCUAUAGAGAAACUGUUCAAGAUGAGCUUCUUGUGAGAUUUGCAGCUUCACUUAGAUUUCCUUCGAAAAGUCCGAAACGUCUCUGGAAUCAAGUAAUAUAACUGAAGCGACCUCUGUUCUGUUGGUCUUGCGUUUUCUCCAUCCGACGUCCUCUCUUAAUCUCGCGUUUCUUUGCUUUUCUUUCCGUCUCUCCACUCUCCGAUUUUCUUUCUCUCUCUUCAAUGCCGUCGAUGUUCAACGACCAAACUUUUUGGUCUAUUUCUGAUGUUAUACGACAACAUUGGCAAACUUUCCUUUUUAACCAAAUUCAAAUAUUGUUGUCCGCCCAUGAAAAGCUGUUCUUUGUUCAUUUAUUUUUCCCACUCUCAAUUCAUCUCUUUUCCAUUUUUCCCAAGCUUUUGAUCUCUUUAAUUUUCAUCAUUUUUUUACGGUUUUGGAUAUAUUUCUCAGAAAAAGCUUUAUUAUUACAGUAUAUUCACUCGGCUGGGAUCAUUCAUCGUGAUUUGAAACCUUCAAAUAUUGCCGUCAACGAAAAAUGCGAAGUCAAGGUUGGUUAGAAAGUUUUUGAAUUUUAAUUUCAAAUCAUUUGUAUUAAUUACGUUAACGUAGUCGUUUAAUUGAAUUAUUCAUGAAAAAGGUCUUAAAGUGGUCGAAGAUGAUAGAAAUGGAACUUUUUUAGCUUAUAAAAAACUUUGUAUUAUUUUGAUUUUCUGUUUAUUGUUUCUGAAAAAGCGGACGUUAAGCAGAAUUUUUUUUUGAUAGAAGUAUUAAAUUUCAAAAGUUCUUUCGUUCUUUACAAAGGCGAUAGGAAUAAAGUUUUUUAUUUCAUAAUAAUUAUCGCUAUUUCACAAUUUUCUCCUAAAGUCCGGCUUUUUUUUUUGAAUGCGAACUGGCUCUUUAUUACACUCUUUCAUAAUCCUUACUGAAGACGGAUUUAAUUUGCUGCCAUUUUUCAACUAAACUUCCAUCUCGGUUUCCAGGACAUAAUUCUGUUCAGAUCCUGGAUUUUGGCUUGGCUCGGCAAGCAGACGUCGAAAUGACUGGAUACGUGGCCACUCGAUGGUACCGUGCUCCGGAAAUCAUGCUCAACUGGAUGCACUACACUCAGACCGGUACUUUCUCGUUUAAAUAUCCUCACCAUCUUAUAAGUUCUCUCUAAUUAAAAAAAUGCAUUUUAUAUACUUUUUGCCUACCUUGUAUCCAAAUUUUGAGAGACUUCAAGAAUAAUGUAUAAUCAACAGAUUCUUCUUUUGGCUGCAUUGGAAUUUAGUUUGUUAAUGUAUUUAAAGAAGGAUCAAAAGUGAUGAAAGAGUGUUUUGCAGUGGAUGUUUGGUCGGUGGGCUGUAUUCUGGGCGAGUUGGUGAGCGGUCGAGCCAUGUUCCCUGGAGAUGACCGUACGCUUCUCCCAAGAUUUCCUUGAAGUUUACCUGAGUUCUCUUUUCAGACAUUGAUCAAUUGACGCGAAUCAUGACUUCUUGUGGUACCCCAAACGAAGAUUUUUGUGCCAAAAUACAGUCAGAAGAGGCCAGAAAUUACAUAAGGUUGAUCUCCCACAGAAACUCACUUCAACUCAACUGAUUGCUCAGAAAUCGGCCUUUUUCGCCUCCGCGUUGA